UGAUAACUCCCACUUCGGCAUCGAAGUGGGCCGUUCCCAUUCAAACCCUGCUGCAGUUAUUUAGUUCCUCCCCUUCUUUUCCUCUCACUACGCACUCCCCUAUUGACCCCCUUCUCUCCGUCUUCCUCUAACCCCCUCCGACUUCCUCUCGCAUUCCACGAGAGCAAGAGAGACCAAGCAUGAGCCUCAGAGACCCCCAGGCCACCUUCUCCGACUCCGAUCUCGCCUCCUCCCCCACCAUCGAAGAAGAAGAAGAGGAGGACGGGCGACGGAGCAGGAACGGGAGCGAGACAUCGUCGCUGGGGGUGGUGAGGGCGUCGGAGCCGUCGAGGCACUGGCGGGACGUGUUCUGGCUUUUAGUUUUCUUGGUCCACCUGGCCGCCCUCGGCUCGGUGCUCGCCAUCCUCGGGAUGAACCGGUUCAGGAAGGCGGACCGCCUCAAUAUAGAUCGCUUCACCAACAUCACCGGCAUGGGAAAUGCCAGCCAUCCCCAGGCGCAGACGCGGGGUGAGCUGACGGAGACGUUCUGGCCUUUCUACGGGGUUGCGGGCGGGGUCGGGACCGUGCUGGCGUGGGCGUGGCUUUCGCUUCUGGGCUCCAAGGCAAGUCAGAUGAUGAAGGUUUCCAUCCAUAGCCUUACCACCUAUCUGGCCGUGAUCAGUGUGUUGUGCUUCUGGGGUCAGCACGUCUUCUGGGGGAUUGCUUUCGCGGUCGGCGCCGCCCUGCAGUUCUUGUAUGUGAUGUCGGUGUUAGAUAGGUUUCCUUUCACAAUGCUAGUGUUGCAGAAAGCUGUGAAGAUGGUAUGGGACGUCCCUGAAGUGAUGGGAGUGGCCUAUGCUUUUAUGUUAAUCAUGCUUUGCUGGAUGAUUUUGUGGUCAUUUGGAGUGUCUGGUGUGGUUGCUUUAAGCUUAGAUGAUGGUGGACGCUGGUGGCUUCUUGUGGUUUUCUCAGUGAGUUUAUUUUGGACUGGUGCUGUGCUUUGUAAUACAGUUCAUGUUAUAGUGUCUGGUAUGGUAUUCCUUGUUCUCAUUCAUGGUGGUCGGAGAGCGGCAUCAAUGCCUUCAAAGCCAAUUUUGAAGUCACUACGGUAUGCUAUGACAACUUCUUUUGGUAGCAUUUGCUAUGGUUCACUUUUUACAGCUGCCAUCCGGACACUACGGUGGGAGAUCAGGGGAGUUCGUUCAAAAAUUGGCAACAAUGAGUGUUUGCUUUGCUGUGUUGAUUUUUUGUUUCAUCUUGUGGAGACACUUGUUCGUUUCUUCAAUAAGUAUGCAUAUGUCCAGAUUGCAGUUAAUGGAAAGGGCUUCAAUCGUUCAGCAAGGGAUGCUUGGGAGUUAUUCCAGUCCACUGGGAUUGAAGCACUUGUUGCCUAUGAUUGUUCAGGUGCAGUUCUUCUGAUGGGCAUUAUUUUAGGUGGGCUUAUUACUGGAACAUGUACAGGAAUUUGGACAUGGUUUAAAAAGAGAGAUGAAGUGCUUAUGGUUGGAUCCACUGCUGCAUUGAUGGGAAUGAUCUUGGUGGGGCUAGCAGUGGUAGUCGUUGAAAGUGCAGUCACAUCAAUAUACAUAUGUUAUGCAGAAGAUCCCUCACUAAUUCAAAGAUGGGAUGCCGAAUUCUUCCACCAAAUGGCAGAAGCACUGCACCAGCGGCUACAGUAUCGAAGUGCCCGAGCCAGAGAAGUCAUGAACAGCAGGCUUGAUCAUUUGCCAGAUACACCACCUCUAUGAACAAAAAUGUUGGAUCUAAACAGACGUUCUCAUUCUUAUUCAUUUAUAUGAAGAACUUAUUUUUGUCCAUAAGAGAGCUAGCAAUUGAGGUCUUAAAAUUAGUGGUAUUUAGAUGCCCACUGGUUCAUGGUGUUGAUUGUUCAUCCAGUUAGCUCUCAUGGGUUUUAGCUCGAUGGUGACUGUUCUGGUUCAUCAAUCAAUGGGGCAGUUGCUAAACUACGGCGUCCACCACUGUCAACAAACUUUGCACACCAUCUCCCUUCAGUGCUGCUACAAUUCUUUGGUGGUAAGUUUAUAGGUACUUCCACUGGAUUUCCGGUUGUCACUUUUCUUCCAUAACUGAGAUGCCCAUGCUGCUGACAAAUGAUUAAGAACUAAUUAUGAAUCUCCAUGUGAUAAAAAUAUUUAGCUACAGGUAAAUGAAAAAUAUAUAAAUCAAUAAUUGAUACCAGAGUUGUAAAUCUAAGCUCCUGUUAUUUAUCUUGAUCUGCUAAUUAGUCCACUCAAGAAAGCAAACAUGCAAUAGAGUCAGAUGCAUACAGAUCCAGUUUCUCGCAUCCAUUCUCUAUUGCAUUUGGCAAAGAAAAACAAUUCUGAUCCUAGAAGUAAAUGCUUGAAAUCAACUUUUUUGUUGCAAGAUAAAAUCUGAAGUACUACUGACAAUUUUUUGCCUUGCAUGGUCCAAGGAAAUCA
Molecule: messenger RNA, 2420 nt
Organism: Elaeis guineensis (African oil palm)
Lineage: Eukaryota; Viridiplantae; Streptophyta; Magnoliopsida; Arecales; Arecaceae
Biological process (GO): transmembrane transport
Cellular component (GO): membrane
Molecular function (GO): transmembrane transporter activity
Source: RefSeq, a predicted model, not a curated record